AUUAGGCGAGUGAAGCGAGCUAAGCGUUUUUCUUCCCCAGACCACUUUCGGCUUGCUCCGCCCUCUGUUUUUUCUUCGCCCUGUUCACAGGCUAGGAGAAAUUGGACCCUAUCGCCCUCGAUUUUUGUACUUGGUGUUUAUUUUAGUCUUCUUUUUCCUUUCCAAGUGGAAUGAGAGGCAACGAGAUUGAUACCGUCACCGACCCUGCUGUUUCCAUAGUAACCGCCAAUCUUCAACUGGUGCUGCUUCUCGAGGAAUGGCGACCUAUCUGCUUACGUCACGUUUCCAUGGCAUCACGAAUUGCCAGGCUUAUGUGUGUCUUCUUGACAGGAAACGAUCUAUUCCUUAACAGCUCCGUUCAUGAUUAUUUAUCAGCGCUUUUACGGAUUUACACAAGCCCAUCGAAACUUGAACAGCUCGAUUUUAAUUCUCCAAUACCUGGACUCACGUCUUUCUACGAUCUGUACGCUUCUUUUCUGUCCCAGUACUCCGCGGUCUCGUUUGGAGAUGCGUUGUUUGGUUGCUUCGUAAUUCUACCUUUAGCGCAGAGACAUGACGUUAAAUUUCGCAGAGCUGUUUGGGAUGAACACAUAGGAGUCUUGAGGGCGUUGUCAAUUCCUUUAGAACAGUUGCCGAUUCCCUUGGAGGAAUUUCUGUAUCCUAUUGAACAAAACCAGGCCUUACUUGCACUCUAUCUGCGAGCUCUGGCCACUCAAACUGUCAGGUAGGUUUACAGAGUUCAUAGAGCGUUUAUAAACAAGAAAGCUUGUAACUGGCUUGCAGUCCUUGCAGAUGAAAACAAGUCAUUUGACGGAGAAAUUAUACAAUAGGGUAAGGCGGCUAAAAGAAAUACGCCAAAACUGGAAAGGAGUGAAGUCUGCGUCGGCCAAAGUGUCAAAUCUUGCCGGAGCUUAUCCCGGUUGCUGUAGCAUGAAGCGACUAGGAGUUUUUCUACUCUCCCCUGGGUUGGAUGCUAAUCCAUCGCAGGGUUACCCCCAGCAUUAAAUACGCAGACCUACCCAUUUAAACGGCCAGGGGGAGCGAGGCACUGUGAGAACACAACA
Messenger RNA from Orbicella faveolata, 1064 nucleotides. RefSeq names its product RNA polymerase II-associated protein 1-like. Lineage: Eukaryota; Metazoa; Cnidaria; Anthozoa; Scleractinia; Merulinidae. The record is from RefSeq and is a predicted model, not a curated record. Gene Ontology annotation, biological process: transcription by RNA polymerase II.